ACCGGUUGCCAUAGCAGCAUCCUCCCAGACGGGAGAGCGGGUGGCGCGAGGGGCGGAGCACCACUUCUGCAGCGGACCGGGCUCGCUCUCCUGCAGGUCUGAGUCUUAGCAAAAUGAGCGGUCAGGGUGAGGCCAGCAACCCUUCCGUCGCUAAAACCUGCGGCCCCGCCGCUCCCGACCAAGCCCCGGCACAUCCGGACCUAAACCCGCGCCGGAGCGAGGACGCGGAGGCGCCGCGGGAGGUGGAGGUGGAGGUGGAGGUGGAGAUGGCGCACACAGGUGAGGGCAGCGUGGCCGGCUCCGCGGAGGGAGGCGCAUCCCAGGCCCCCUCGGGCGGUGGCCCCGUGCUCGGCGAUCAAGUUGCUCGGGGUUGUGAGGCGGCAGCCAAAACGGACCAGAAAGAGGCUCGGCCUCCCGCAGAGGGACUGGACGCAGCCCCUGCCUCCCCCUCGGUGGCUGCCGACAAUAGCCAGGAAAAUGGCUGUCAGCCGCGAGAGCCGUGCGGCCCUGCUGGGGAGAAAGCACCAGAAGCCUGUGACGCAGAGGGAUUGGGGUCUCAGAUGAUGCCUGGGGCCAAGGCCAAGGACGGGAUGACAAAGAAGUGCGCCAUCUCAGCGGCAGUGGGAAAGGAGGGAGUAGCCGAGGAGGCGGUGGAGGAGAAGAAAUUGGUACAGAAGGAGAAAAAGGUGGUAGGAGGAGGGAAAGAGGAGGCGCGGGCUAGGACCCCGAAGGCCAAUAACUCCAUGGACUCGCUGGAGGCGAUCGAUCAGGAGCUGUUAAACGUAAAUGCCCAGGCAGACAGGGCCUUCCUUCAGCUGGAGCGCAAGUUUGGCCGGAUGCGAAGGCUCCAUAUGCAGCGCAGAAGUUUUAUUAUCCAAAAUAUCCCUGGCUUCUGGGUCACUGCCUUUGGGAACCACCCCCAGCUGUCACCUAUGAUCAGUGGUCAAGAUGAAGAAAUGAUGAGGUACAUGAUCAAUUUGGAGGUGGAGGAGCUUAAACACCCUAGAGCAGGCUGCAAAUUCAAGUUCAUCUUUCAGAGCAACCCCUACUUCCGAAAUGAGGCGCUCGUCAAGGAAUAUGAGCGCAGAUCCUCCGGCCGGGUGGUGUCUCUCUCCACUCCAAUCCGCUGGCACCGGGGCCAAGACCCCCAGACCCAUAUCCACAGGAACCGGGAAGGGAACACUAUCCCCAGUUUCUUCAACUGGUUCUCAGACCACAGCCUCCUGGAAUUCGACAGGAUUGCUGAGAUUAUCAAAGGAGAACUGUGGUCCAAUCCCCUACAAUAUUACCUGAUGGGUGAGGGGCCCCGAAGAUUUCGAGACCCAGCAAGGCAGCCGGUGGACAGCCCCAGGGCCUUCAGGUUCCAGUCUGGCUAACUCCUGGCCUGUGAGAAGCUCCUGCACCGUUUCUUUACCACCUCCUCUUGGGUCCUAUGCUUAGCCAAUAGCAUGCAUUCUCCCUUCUGCUUUCUCUUCACACCGGAUUAUUUUGUUCUUUGGUUCUUCUAAGUCUUCAAUCAGUUGCAAGAUUAUCGCUUAUAUGUCUAUGCUCUUCUUCCUCUGGGCUUCCUUGCUGUUCUGCAAAGUGUUACAUGUUCCAAGUGCAUGGCCUUGUACUGCUUUUGUGCCAAGCACAGGACACCGUAGAUACGCACUGACUUCCUCUGCAUGCCUUGGGCCCUGUCUGUGACGAUGGUCUUUCCCCAGGUUUUCCAGUGGUGAGCUGCCACACGUUAACUUGAUAUAUAUCUUUGCAAAUAACUAGCUGGGCUUCAUACUUUAUGCUGGCUGUGCUCCUAUACUUGGCACUCUGUGGCAAGAUCUUUUGAGCUUCACCACUGCAAGAUGAAGCUGAUAGAGAUGAUGCCAGCCAUCAACCCAAACUGGACAUUCCAGGCUACCACUAACUGGUUCCCAGCUGCCUUCCUGGGCUUAUGCCAUCCAACCUGCUGGUUAUCUGGCAGAAUAAGCAGGUGGCUGGUGGGUAGCUAAUAGGCUUGAACCGGGUAGCAGAUGAGAGGUACACUGUGUCAUGUUGAUCUUCUUAUGCCUUUGGUCACUGUACUGUGACCAAGUACUGGUGAGUAUGAAAGCUGGGCUGUGGCCUACCCAAACCUGUUUUCAGUCUUUUGGAUGAGCUUUGUCCACGUACCAUUGCCUGCCUCUUCAGGAACUAUCUGUGGACUGAGCCCCCAGGCAGCACACAGGACCCUCCCCCACUUCCCGUUAACCCCUCCAAAUGGUUACCCAUAAACCCACUGGCUGUCAGGAAGGUUGGGCAGUCAUAUGUGAGUGCCCAAAGCAAGGCUGGCACGGGGGUCCCUGCCAACAACCUUUCUGAGUUCUGGCCAAUAAACCACCCUUAAUCUCGGAAACUUUGUUAGGCAUCCCCUUCCUUACCUAUUCUAAGCAUGACAGAGUUGCUAGGCUGGGGCACUGAGGACGAUGUAUUCCUGCCCCUCUUCCUCCUCCCCCCCUUCUCUCCCUCCCACCUUGUCUCAUAGCCCCCCUCUUCUCCCCCUCCUCCCUUAGCAGCAGUUACAGUUCAGAGACAAAACUAGCAAAGCAGGGUUUUUGUUUAGUGUGCUCUCCCCUUGAUUGUAUCCAGAGGGAGAAAGCUACUGUAUAAUAAUAGAUUCUCCAGAUCUCAUUGCCCUCUUCCGCCCUCAUGCCUCCACCCCACUUCCUUUAGCAAGAUCUAAAUGUUUCAAAGGGAGACCUAUUUAACUGUUUAGUUAUGCAGUGCUCUUUUAGACCAACUUGCUCAUUAUUUACCAAAACCUCCUGUGUGUUUUUUAAUCUUUAGUUUGAGAAGCUGGGAGGAGAGACAGAAGCACUUCACAGAGAUGGGUUCAAGACUCACAGCAGGUUGUGAUAUAAAGCAAGCAAAAAUUAGUUUGACUCCACUUUUCUAAAGAUGGCAAUUCUUUGUGGGGGCCUUGGACCACUUAGAAAUAACCCCAAGCAGCAUUUUGUGGGUCAGCCCUGUGUUCUGUACUAUUUUAUUAUAGCCCUGAUGUCCUAAGGGCCUCCAUCCUACUGCCUGGCCCUUGGCUCUCAGUCCCCAGCUUCCUCAUUUCCUUCCCUGCUUCUGCCCUAACAAAAGAGGGAGCAGGCUGCUGUCUGCAUUGGGCAGGUGCCAAGUCUCCCUCCUAGGGUGUAAGGAGAUAGGUGGCGCCUCUGGAUUCUCAGACAAGUUCUAGUUGGUGGGACAACAGUGUGUCAGGGCUGUCUUACUGCUGGAGGGGUAUGGUGGUGCUGAUGACCUCCACCCUUACCCUUUCUCCUUUCUUGGCGAAGGCCUGGCCAUAAGCUCCCCAGGGCUUGGGAAAUCUGGAUACAGAGCAUUGGGGAGCAUGCUCUAAGCUGGAGAAACGGAAAGCCCACAAACAAAUGAGCCUGCUGUGGAGUGGCCUUGGAAGGCAGGCAGGGAAGCCUGGAACCCUGCAGGUUCAGGGGUGAGAGGGAAGGCCCAAGGCUCUCCCCAGGAGAGGUGGGAGGAUCAGUGGUGAUUUAAAGCGGAUGCUUGGAAGAGGGUUUCCCGCUAAUUUUUCCUAUCUCCUUGAAUUCACCAGACUUUUAUACACAUAAAUGCAAGUCUAGAUGUUUUCUAUUAUUCUAUGAGUGAUCUUUUAUAUGUGGAAGAUUGAUGGUAUUUGCUUCUUAUUUCACUGUGUUUGAGUAAAAUCCUAUUCUCUAUUUUUGCUUGCUGGCAGAAUUGACAUUUACAGCCCCCCCCCUUUUUUUUUUGCUUGUAAUUGAGAAUGUGUGCAAAAAUAUCAAACUUGUUUCCUGUGCAGAAUGAAGACUUCUGUGAAUAUUAUAUAUCAGCUUGUUCUGGUCUCUCUUCGUAUAUAGCUCUAUCCUUAGAAAUAGAAUUUGAAUAAUGUGAUCUUUGAAGAGUCUGAAAUUGUGCAAAUGUUGCUGUCUUGUGAAAGUAAUCUCAAGAAGAAAAACAUAACCGUCUUCUUUGGUAUUUCUUGCCCUAGUAGUAAUGUGGUACUUGAUAUUUUAUGUUCCUAACCAGUGUAAGUGCUUGUAGAAUUGCUCUGUCAAAUUUAACAAGGGUCCUUUUGUCUUCUAUGUGCUCAAAGGAAAAGUAAAAUCUGUCAGUCUGCUGUAUUUCUUGUUUUCACCAAAAUAAAAAUUAAUAAAGUU
Messenger RNA from Myotis brandtii (Brandt's bat), 4157 nucleotides. It is a transcript of the gene TSPYL4, whose product is annotated as TSPY-like 4. The record is from RefSeq and is a predicted model, not a curated record. The transcript has a single exon. Gene Ontology annotation, cellular component: nucleus; chromatin. NCBI's taxonomy places the organism in Eukaryota, Metazoa, Chordata, Mammalia, Chiroptera, Vespertilionidae. Gene Ontology annotation, molecular function: histone binding; chromatin binding. The coding region runs from base 114 to 1376 and encodes 420 amino acids. Gene Ontology annotation, biological process: nucleosome assembly.